UGGCUAUCGGUGGGGAUGAUGACGUUGGCCAUCCUCACUUUCGUCCUGCUGCGGGAGGAGUCUAAGCACCACGUGGGGGGCCGUUUCGGCCGCAGAGGUUUCUGCCUUGUGGUGGGUGCUACGUGCAUCAGCGUACUGGCUUCGGUCUGGGCAGAGCGCAUCUUCAAGGAGAGGACCGUCCUGCGCAGCAGCGCUCAUGGGCCCCAGCCAAGCAGGUUCUACGUGAUGAAGUUUUACCUGGACCUUUCGUCGCUGGUGGUCUCGUGUGCCCUGUGGUGCAUGCCUGGCACUGUUGCGAGCCUGUUCGGAGACUUCUUCGAGCAGUGGUCCCAGUCUUCAGAGUGGUUCGGCUCUUGGGGCUACUUCCAGGUGGUCAUGGUUUUCGUGUCAGUCGGUCAGGGCUGGGCCACCGCCUUGGUCACCAAGGAGUUUUCCACCGUCAUCAAGGCCAUCGUGCAGACCUCGAGCGUUAUUUUCGUGAUGCUGCUGAGCGAUCCUCUCAUGGGGAAUCGCUUCCACUUUAUCCGAAGAGAGUUUCCUUCGAUCAUGCUGUUUGCGAUUAUCUUAAUGUCUGCCGUUAUAUUUCAAACCGGCAGGAUCAAUCUCUGGGUCAUCCGGAAGGCGAUGAACCUCGACGUGGGCCGGUUGGCGGCACCAGAGAAUGGCAGGGAACCCUCGCGCGGGGAAGGGUGGGCAAGCUCGGAGGCACCUGAGUGUGCCGUCGCGACCGACGCGGUCCCAAGCAUCAAAGAGAGCCCACUGCCGUCCCCGCUGUCGCCAGAACCUGGUCCGCAUGGCUCCGAGACGGGGACAAGCUGGACCAGCUUGUUGGCGACCUAUGCGCUCGUCGUUUUCUACGUCAUCUCCGACGCGGGUCGCACACUCGUGAUUCAGAGGUCUUUGAGUACUGCGGUGAUCAACUCCACGUCCAUGACCCUCGCCAUCUGCGUGUGUGGCCUCCUGGUGGCGAGCUGCAUGACGCUGGCGAACGACGGCUGCAGCGGCCUAAUGCGGGCCUGGGACCCGAGGGGGAUCUGGCACUGCCUGCCGGCCGCGUUUCUUUUCGCGCUCUCGACGACGUUUGGAAACAUGGCGUUCGCCUUCGGGGUCUCUCCCUCCCUUUACGUUGUCCUGGGCAAGUUCUACACGCCGGUGGCGGCCUUGGGCGCGCGCUGGGUCAUGCGCAAAUUCUACAUGUGGCUCGAGUGGUUCGCCCUGCUCAUCCUCACUCUGGCGUCGUGCUGCUUCGGGUACCUCAAGGAGUUCGACGUCGCCUCGGGGGACCCGAACCCUGGCUCGCUGGCGGGCAUGGCCUUGGUCCUGUGCUCCGCGGGCACUUCCGCCCUGGCGUCUCUGGUGACGGAGAAGAUCCUCAAGGGGGACAGUGCCCCCUUCCACCUCAAGAAGGUGCGAUUGGAUGCUGGCAGCGCUCUCUCCUGCAUGGCCCUCGUACCCAUCAUCGGGAUGAUGGCCACCCGGCCGCAGGACAUUCCCUGGGUCCAGCGGCCCGCGGGCUACCAGGAGUGCCCCGCGAGCUCUCCUUGCUGGCAGCUGCACGGCGAGGGCGGCUUCGAGACGUGCGCGAGCCCGGCGUGCCGGUGCGACUGUUCGGCGGGCGUGUUCGUCGGCUGGAACCAGUGGCUGCUCGCGCUCGCGCUCGUGGUCAACACUGCCCAGGGCUGGCUUGUCGGCCGAGUGACGCAGCGCUUUUCCACGGUGCACCGUGCCAUCGCCGACUCCUUCAGCCUGUUGGCCAUCUACUUCGUGGGCGAUCCGCUGUUCAACGGCGCCAGCCUGGACAGCGUGAGCCUGAACCUGGUGGCGUUCAUUGUGCCCCUCAGCACGGCCACAUUUGCGGUCGCCACGAGCGAGAUGCAGAAGGUGAUGGGCGCGAAGUCAAAGCUCGAGGAAGCGGGGCCCGCGCCCAGCACCGGUGUCAGUGACAGCGAGUCGGAGGAGGACUUCAGCUAG
Molecule: messenger RNA, 1971 nt
Organism: Prorocentrum cordatum
Lineage: Eukaryota; Dinophyceae; Prorocentrales; Prorocentraceae
Source: the annotation of a GenBank genome assembly